GUAGCUUUAAAAGACUCGAAGUCGUCAGCGAGGAUGAAAAUUUCCCCGCAGUUCCCGAAGUCAGAUGCCGUAAUUCCAGCUCCUAAGAGACCACGUAUCGAGCGGCAACCGGAGGCUUCAACUCAUGUAGAUUUCUCUUGCGACGUUAACGGCGGAAACGGAGGUCUUAAAGACUGCAUAACCGCGCUUUGAACAAUCCUUCUAUCAGCCAGUUCGCCGUCGGUUUUCUUGUCUUUGGCUGCGUAGCCUGUCUCUGUAUUUCAACAUGGCGCCGAAGGAUCUACAUAUUUGCAUUAUUGGAGCAGGUAUGGGUGGGCUUGCUUGUGCGCUCGCACUGGCAAAGAAAGGUUUCACGAAAAUCUACGUCUACGAAAAUGCGUCCAACCUUGGAUUUGUCGGGGCGGGAAUACAGCUUGCCCCAAACUUGGCGCGCAUCCUCGAUCAGCUCGGUGUUUGGGGGCCCAUUGAGGCAGAGGCAACAGACGUGACUGAAACGAGCAUCCGGCAAGGAUCAACAGAUGCCGAACUGGCCCAUGUGGACUUGAGUUACAUACGGAAAACCUAUUCGCAUCCGCACAUGACUGGGCACCGUGUUAGUCUAGCGGGCGGACUGUACAAAGGAUGCCAAAAUGAAAGUGACAAGAUCACAUUUCAUUUUUCUCAUCAGCUUCUUUCCAUUGAAAGUUUUGGGCCGAAACCAAAAUUCACGAUCCAACCACGGGAUGGCACGCCUACCCAAGUCGAGUGUGACAUUCUCCUCUGCGCUGACGGCAUCAAGAGCAUAGGUCGCGUAUCUAUGCUGAAAGAGCUGGGUGUUACUGCCAAGAUAAUUGACACCAACCAGGCUGCAUACCGGAUCAUGCUACAUAGGAAAGAUAUGGAGAAUGACCCAGAUCUACUCAAAUUAAUCAACAUGAAUGGUGUAACACGUUGGAUUGGCGAAAAGCGACAUAUUAUCGCGUAUCCUGUCCAAAAUCACCAGAUAUACAACCUUUCCACAGUGCAGCCGGACGACAAUUUUGCAGCAGCACCAGACACCACAUAUACAACCAGAGGCUCAAAAAAGGUGAUGUUGGACGUUUUCCACGACUUUUGCCCAACUGUUCAGAAGAUGCUCAAUCUGGUACCGGAUGGCGAAGUUUGCGAGUGGAAGCUGAGAGUUCAUGAGCCGCUGCCAACAUGGGUUUAUAAAUCAACAGCGCUGGUGGGUGAUGCUUGCCAUCCCACUCUGCCGCACCUUAACCAAGGUGCUGCACAAGCUAUCGAAGAUGCCGCUUCAAUUGCUGUUGUGCUGGACAAAUGCCCAUCCUCAAAUCCUGACGACUUGACACGUGCCCUCAAAGUGUAUGAGAAAGUAAGAAAAGACAGAGCAUACCUUCUAGUGGACUUGGCAGCUCAAAGCGGCAAGGCUUUGCAUCUAGGAGAGGGCAAAGCAAGGGAGGAACGAGACAAGGCAUUUGCAGCAGUGAAGCAAGGAGGGAGAGUUCCGGACAAGUGGGCAGAUGCAGAUGUGCAGAAGAUGAUCUAUACUUUUGACGCUGCAAAGGAGACUGAAGACAAAUUUGCUGAAUUCUUCAAUGGGACGACUGACGCAGAAUUACAUAAGCCAUCGUUGUAGAUUGUUCGUAGACCAGCAAUUGGCAUUUACUGUAACUUUAAUCUUUUCUCAGCUACUGUUUCAGUUUUAA
Verruconis gallopava is the source of this 1688-nucleotide messenger RNA. RefSeq lists its product as uncharacterized. NCBI's taxonomy places the organism in Eukaryota, Fungi, Ascomycota, Dothideomycetes, Venturiales, Sympoventuriaceae. The record is from RefSeq and is a predicted model, not a curated record. Gene Ontology annotation, molecular function: FAD binding; monooxygenase activity. Gene Ontology annotation, biological process: secondary metabolite biosynthetic process. The transcript has 2 exons. Bases 266 to 1618 code for a protein of 450 amino acids.